CCGCCGAGUCGACCGACUUUGGCACUGACAUGGGUCUCGUCCCAAAGGCGCUCAAGAAGAAGAAGAAGGAUCCGUACGCGGCGCCUGCCGCCUCGACGCCCAACACGGGCACGCCGCAGCCCUCGCCCAAGCCGGCGACGCGAGCGGACGAAGCUCCGACGCCGACCAACGAAGCGCUCACCGUGCAGCUGCUGGGGGCGCACGCGGAGGCGCGCGAGGCGCAGGCCAAGGCGAACGAGGAGCUCGCCGCCGCGUACGCACGCGCCGAGGAGGCGCUCGCCGACGCCAGGCAGGCGCGGACUGAGGCGGCCGAGGCGGUCGAGGCGCAGGCGGCGCUGCAGGCGUCUGUGAGAGCGCUGGAGGAGCGGGUCGCCACGCAGAGCGAGGAGAUCGAGACGCGCGAGGAGGCACUGGCGACGCUCGAGACCGCCUUCUCCGAGCGGGAGGCGGAGACGGCGCGGCUGCAGCAGGCGCUGGCGGCGACCGAGGCGGAGCUCGACGCCGCCUCCUCCAAGCAGCCGGGGCAAGACUCCGCCUCGUGCGCCGACGCGCCGACCCCAGACCGCCGGCUCGAGGAGCUCGCGGCGGCGCUGGCCGCUGCAGAGGCGGCGCUGACAUCCUCGGAAGGAGCGAGGGCGGAGGCGGAGGCGGCGCGGGCGGAGGCGGAGGCGGCGAGGGACGCGGCGGCCGGGGAGGCGGCCGGGGAGGCGGCGCCGCCGUCAGCUCUCGCAGCGUCGACAUCGAGGCGUUCGGCGCCGCCGCCGC
Molecule: messenger RNA, 765 nt
Organism: Emiliania huxleyi CCMP1516
Lineage: Eukaryota; Haptophyta; Isochrysidales; Noelaerhabdaceae
Exons: 3
Source: RefSeq, a predicted model, not a curated record